AUGGUCAGAAUUAGCGUUCUUAACGAUGCGCUCAAGAGCAUGUACAACGCGGAGAAGCGCGGGAAGCGGCAGGUGCUGAUCCGCCCCAGCUCCAAGCAACACGGUGUGUGCGCGCUCGCUCGUUUUUUUCUGCGAUACCCUUGUCGAGGUUACAUCGGCGAGUUCGAGCUGGUGGACGACAGGCGGGCGGGCAAGAUUGUCGUGGAGCUGAACGGACGGCUGAACAAGUGCGGCGUGAUCAGCCCGCGUUACGAUAUCGCUGUCGGCGAUAUUGAGAACUGGACCGAGCGCCUGCUGCCCUCCCGUCAGUUUGGUUACAUUGUGCUCACCACGUCUAGCGGCAUCAUGGACCACGAUGAGGCCAGGCGGAAGAACGUGGGAGGCAAGGCGGUUUUCCACUGCACCACUCGUGCAGCUUAUGCUUCUGCCCUCCCGUUCUCCCCCCCACACCACCACCACCCUCCCGUCCUGAUCAUUAAUUCUUCAACCCUCACCCUUCGCCGUGCCCCCACCGCCCUCCAGGUGGUUUUCCACUGCACCACUCGUGCAGCUUCGGGCCACAUAUGUGAUUCCACCCGAGUUGAACACGGAGGGUCGGGGCGGCCGCGGCGAGUGGUGGUGGGGGAGAGCCGGCUGGUGGCAGCAUUGGAGCACGGGCUGUGCACCAUGCGGGAGGGCGAGGUGGCACUGUUCAAAGCAGAGCCCUCAGCCCACUACAGCGACCCUGCCUGCCAGAUAAAGCCUCCCCCAGGCGUGCCUGCGGAUGAGGAGCUGCAGCUGGAGGUGGAGGUGGUAUCUGCUGCUGCUGUGUGGGUGCUGGCGGGGAAGCGAGAGAAGAAGGAGGGUGGUGCAGAGGGAGAAGGGGAGGAGGGAAAGGAGGCGGAAGAGGAGGAUGUUGUGUGUGGGUAUGAGGAAGACGAACGGUUUAUCACGAAACAGACGGUUGAAGAGGGGAGAGGGUGGGAGCAGCCGAGGCCGCCGUAUGAAGUCAAGAUCAGGCUGGAGGCUUGCCCUCUGGGCUCGUCAACGCCCUUCUAUGCGCCUGGCACCGGCUCCUCCCCUCCCCUGCACCUCGCUCUGGGCUCAGCGCGGCUCCCGCCAGCGCUCGAUCUCGCUCUCUCGCACAUGCUCACAGGGGAGAAGGCCGUCGUCUUUGCCUCCUCCCCCCACACCAUCCCCCCUGCGCCUGACACCCCUCUCCCUCCACCUCCUCCUGCCAUUGCCCCUGCUCCGGGAACUGCCGAGCCUGACGCUAGGAGUGCCGAGGCUGAGGCUGGGAGUGUCGAGGCUGGGAGGCUCGGGCUGGCUGCUCCGGUGGUUGUGGUGCCGGCGCCACCAGAGGGGGUGGUGGAUGUGGAAUAUCAUGUGCAGCUGGUGAAGAUCGUGCAGGUGCGAGACGUGCUGGGCAACGGGUGUGUGAUCAAGAGAAGGCUUCAAGAUGGGACAGGCGACUUCCCCAUGGACUGUCCGCUGCAGGACUGUGUGGUGCACGUGCACAUGCGCGGCACACUGCCAGAUCAGGGCGGGGCUGAAUUCAUGGACACACGCAAAGGGAGCGAGGGCGAGGGGCAACCUGUGCAGAUCGGCACAGGGGAGGGGAGGCUGCCAGAGGCGCUGGAGGCGAGCAUUCGCCUGAUGCUGCCGGGAGAGGUGGCGCUGGUCUCGAGCACGGCGCAAUACGCCUAUGACUCCUUCCCCAGGCCAGAAGGGGUACCGGCGGGAGCGAGGGUGCAGUGGGAGGUGGAGCUGUUUGGCUUCGAGCGGCCCAAGGGCUGGGAGGGGCUGUCGUUUGAAGAGAUUCUCGCUGAAAUUGACAAAACCAAGCAGUUGGGGAAUACGCUGUACAAGGAGAAGAAAUAUAGCCACGCAUGCAGCAAGUAUGAAAGGCUGCUGAGGGAGAUGAGGCAUGUGCAUCCCAAGGAGGGCGAGGAGGCAAAGCAGUUCAACACCGUGCAGACCGCUCUGCAGCUGAACGUGGCGGCAUGUCAGCAUGGCAUGGCGGAGUAUGCACGGGCCAUAGAAUGGGCGGACAAGGUGCUCACGGAGCAGCCCAACCACUCAAAAGCACUCUACCGGAGAGCACUGGCUCACAUGCACUCCGCUGCCUUUGACGAAUCCAGGGCCGACCUCCAACGGAUGGUGAAGGCAGACCCAUCCACACAGGCAGAUGCCACUGCUGCUCUCGCCAAGCUCAAGAAGAUGGAAGAGGUGAGAGGUUCAACAGAGGUGAGAGGUUCGGCAGAGGUGAGAGGUUCGGCAGAGGUGAGAGAUUCGGCAGAGGUGAGAGGUUCGGCAGAGGUGAGAGGUUCGACAGAGGUGAGAGGUUCGACAGAGGUGAGAGGUUCGACAGAGGUGAGAGGUUCGACAGAGGUGAGAGGUUCGACAGAGGUGAGAGGUUCGACAGAGGUGAGAGGUUCGACAGAGGUGAGAGGUUCGACAGAGGUGAGAGGUUCGACAGAGGUGAGAGGUUCGACAGAGGUGAGAGGUUCGACAGAGGUGAGAGGUUCGGCAGAGGUGAGAGGGUCGGCAGAGGUGAGAGGCUCGACAGAGGUGAGAGGUUCGACAGAGGUGAGAGGUUCGGCAGAGGUGAGAGGGUCGGCAAAGGUGAGAGGUUCGACAGAGGUGAGAGGUUCGGCAGAGGUGAGAGGGUCGGCAGAGGUGAGAGGUUCGACAGAGGUGAGAGGUUUGACAGAGGUGAGAGGCUCGGCAGAGGUGAGAGAUUCGGCAGAGGUGAGAGGUUCGGCAGAGGUGAGAGGUUCGGCAGAGGUGAGAGGUUCGACAGAGGUGCAGCAGCGCAGCCGAGCAGCAGCGCAACCGAGCAGCAGCGUAGCCGCGAAGCCGAGCAGCCGUGUAGCCGCGAAGCCGAGCAGCAGCGCAGCCGAGAAGCUGAGGGUGGUGUGUGGGGGUGUGUGUGGGAAUAGGAUUAGUAGGUAG
This is a messenger RNA of Closterium sp. Naga37s-1, 2934 nucleotides long. NCBI's taxonomy places the organism in Eukaryota, Viridiplantae, Streptophyta, Zygnematophyceae, Desmidiales, Closteriaceae. The record is from the annotation of a GenBank genome assembly.